GAGGCGGCAGUGCCAGCAGCGACGCCCGGGGAAGCCCGCGCCCGCCUGCGCCUCCGCGGCGCGCCCAGGGAGCGGAGCGGCCCCGCGGCGCCGCCCCAGGCCAGAGGCGAGCGCAGGGCGCCGAGAGCCCGGAGCCGGCCGGCCGCGGAGAGCCCCAGCAGCGGCGGGAGCGCGGGGGCGCGGCCGGAGGAGGCGGCCGAGCGAGCGGGGCCUGGGCAGACGCGGCAUUCGGGGCUGCUUGGCGGGAGACAAAGCCGCGGCCGGGAGACGCGCAAUGCCCGCAGAUCGCAAGCCCCGCCGGCGAGGGCGCGGAGCCCGCGGCGUUUGAGCGCGUCCCGGGGACGCCGAGGCCCGGGCGGGUGCGGGCGGCGGGCGGGGCCCAGGUGCGCCCGGCCGCGUCGGGCCCGUGACUGCUCGGGGGGCGGCGCCCUCCCGCCGCAGCCGCAGUGGCCGGCGCCGCAGCGAGGAGCCAUGGGCAACAUCUCCUCCAACAUCUCGGCCUUCCAGUCCCUGCACAUCGUCAUGCUGGGCUUGGACUCGGCCGGCAAGACCACGGUGCUCUACCGGCUCAAGUUCAACGAAUUCGUGAACACGGUGCCCACCAUCGGCUUCAACACGGAGAAGAUCAAGCUGAGCAACGGCACGGCCAAGGGCAUCAGCUGCCACUUCUGGGACGUGGGCGGCCAGGAGAAGCUGCGGCCGCUGUGGAAGUCCUACAGCCGCUGCACGGACGGCAUCAUCUACGUGGUGGACUCGGUGGACGUGGACCGGCUGGAGGAGGCCAAGACGGAGCUGCACAAGGUGACCAAGUUCGCCGAGAACCAGGGCACGCCGCUGCUGGUCAUCGCCAACAAGCAGGACCUGCCCAAGUCGCUGCCGGUGGCCGAGAUCGAGAAGCAGCUGGCGCUGCACGAGCUCAUCCCGGCCACCACCUACCACGUCCAGCCGGCGUGCGCCAUCAUCGGCGAGGGCCUCACCGAGGGCAUGGACAAGCUCUAUGAGAUGAUCCUGAAACGCAGGAAGUCCCUCAAGCAGAAGAAGAAGCGGUAAUGCGCCGGCAGCGCUCGGAGCGAGGGGCAGCGGCGAGUGAGUCAAGAAUGAAUGAAUGAAUGGAUGAACGGCUGGCUGGCUGGAUGGGUGCGCGAGAACCCGCGCCGGCGAACAAAGACAGCGAACCAAAGCGAUGCUUCGAAUUUUUAGAACGGAAUCCCCGCACCCAAAUGCGGGGUUGGUGACUUAACCUGGGCGUGAAGGCUGCUUUCCUAGCCUGCUCGGCCUGCCCCCACCCCCAGCUCAGGGGACCUUUUGUCUGUACGAGAGCUACUGAUGGGGUGGGCGGCCGCGGUGGGGAGGGGAAGUGCCGGCCCUGCUGUCCGCCCUCCCGGCCCCAGGUGGAAGACUCAGAUGUCAGAGAGACAAAAGCGAUUUCUUCCUACUCCUGCGGGGCCAGAGUUCAGACUGCCCCGCCCCCGCUGGGGGAUCGCACCUGGGAGUCACCUGAGGUAUGCAUUCCCAGAACCCUGAGCUACCCAUCUGGGGGGCAUGUUGGCAGUGGGGGGUCUUGGGGAGAACACCUCUCCUUGCAUUCAGGGGCUGUGGAAGCUGAAUAAUUUUAUGUCACAGGGCAGGCCCCUGUUGAAAUUUCAUUUGUCCUGUUCUGGGCCCAGAGGAGAUGGUGGUUUGGGCCAUCAGAGGACUGCCUGGGACAAUGCAGCAGCCAGAGGGCACCGGGCACUGUGCUGGCCUUGGCUGGGAAUGGCCUCGAAGAUGCCCCUUUCCUGGUGCUUUGUGGUGGCUACAGAAGACCAGUUUUGUUGAGAACUGCUUUUCAGCCUGGAAUCAGACAUCUUCCAGAUGGUUUGGACCCUGUCCGUGUGUAGGUCAUUAUCACACAAAGAGACCAAUAAAAAUUAAAAAAAAAAAAAACUGUUGGAGGUGGUGGCAAAUGAUGCAUUUACUGUUUGCAAGAUAGUUAAAGGUGUUUAAAGGGUAAGGCUCUUGGCGUAAAUGCUGGAUGGAGUGUGUGUGUGUGGAUACAGGGACCUCCCUCUGUACUGUGUAAUUGGGGUAAAUACCCAGACCUAUAUGUGUGGAAUUUUAAAUUCUCUUAGCCUACUGAUUGGUUUGGAUGAGCACACCAGCUGCAGAUGUGUGCUGAAUUGCAAGAUGGUUUUUUUUUUUGCAAGGGGUGUCUCUUGCAAUACUAACCGCGUGAUUAUGGGUUUUCAGACAUGUUUUAAAAAAAACUUUUACAAAUGAAUACUCACCUUAGAAAUAUUCACCUUAGGAAAAAAGACUUUGCUCUGCCCUUUUAUAUCCCUUUAUGGCAAGUGGUGACAUGUUCAGAAUUCUAAUUUGGUUCAUUGUGGCCUAUCUGGUUAAGUAUUUCAUUAAAAAUGUCUCCUUAGAGUAUUUGAUGUCAUAUACACCAAAAAAUAAAACCCCACCUUGUUGCAAAAGCCAGACCUCGUUGCAUGGAUUUAAAAGGGAAGGAAAAACACAAGGAUGAAGCCCCUCCGAAUUCAUUCUUGUGGGAACUGGCCUUCCUAGCCAGCCAGCACUUUGGGCAAAUGCAAACAACAACGAGUGCUUGAGAUAAAAGAAAGCAUGUGACGUAAUGGUCACUGGUACUCAGGCACUUUACAGUUUACUUGAAAGAAGCUUUGGAAAAUAGGUAAAGUGAAAGAAGAAUAAAUACAUAUUUUUAAUAAUGUAAUUUAAAAAAUCCUUUAUGAUCAGGACUGAGUCUUGGUUUGCAGAAGCUGUCAUUUACGCUGCAACACAGUAUCAAAAGGGAAACUUAAAACUUACUGUUUGAUUUUUUAAAUUUCCUCUUAGAAUCCAUAUUUUCAGAUAGAAUUAUGAUUUCCCCGGAUGUUAUACAUUUCUUUCCAAAGGAGGUCCAUAGAAAUUGGACAUGAUCAUGCUUGAGCAUGUGAUUUAGUCAAAUUUUAAGUCCAUGCCUAUUGUCCAUUACACUCUGAAAGUUAAUUUAAGAACCAGAGGCAGAAGUUCUGGCUUCCUGCUUGAAACCCAAUUCUUAUAUGAAAUUCUGUAAAAGCGGAAACCUAGCAGCCCAUCUACUUUUUCUCUUUUGUCAAUAUAUUUGGUACCCCUCCGAUGCUGGUCUUUUUGUAGAAACUCAGUAGAGAAAGUAUAGCUACGCAAUGUUGAAAGCCUGCCAGAUUUCAGUUUACAUAUCGACAGCAUAGUCACUGAUUUCUAAAUGGGCUGGUCCCAUCAUCGAAGAUUCUGUAUAGAAUUAUAGAAAAAAAAAAUCCAUCUUUCUUUAUUUUCUUCACAUGCAACAAUUUCUUAAGCACUUUGACAUUUUGGUAGUUCCACACUAUUGAAAGAAUAAUAUAUUUAUUUUGUGACAUUGCAGAUGCCAAAUACUGUAACCUUCUUGUGCUAACGAUACCUAGGUUCAAGAUCACUGUUCAAAUCCUGUCAUGCUUUAAAAAUGAUGCAAGAUGAUUUUGUUUUUUGCAUUAUUGAUACUUAAGGGUGCAAUCAACUGUUAGUAAUUGUGCAGUAAAGUAAAGCCCUGUGGUGUAUCAACUAAUAGUUAAGAGUCUCAGUUGAUUUCUGUACUGUUUGACCUAAUAAUAGCCCAUUUUGUCUCUGACCCAACAGAGGAAGCACAGAUAAAAUCACCUUGGAGUAGUCAUGGAGGAGGGAGUCCUCCCAGUGUGUCAGUCAGUGAUUUAUCAUGCCUUCUGCCCUUUGGAGAAUGAAUGGGUUUCACAUAGAGGAAGCUGGCCUCCCCAAGUGAGCUUUUGAAAUGUUUUCUAGUAGACACAGGGAGGCCAAUUUUGUUUCUGAACAGUUUUCUUCACAAAUUCUCUGUUAUGGUGUUGGGACCGUGUCCCCCAGUUUCAGUUUUCCUUUCUACUGCUGUAGUUCUCUGUCUUGACCGUCCUCCUCUUUUGUUUCCAUAGCCUUUUAUAAUGCAUAUACGAUGCUGUGAACAGAAAUAAAUUAUUUAUACAAUCAAA
Molecule: messenger RNA, 3998 nt
Organism: Propithecus coquereli (Coquerel's sifaka)
Lineage: Eukaryota; Metazoa; Chordata; Mammalia; Primates; Indriidae
Gene: ARL4C
Product: ADP-ribosylation factor-like 4C
Exons: 1
Coding region: 472-1050 (192 amino acids)
Biological process (GO): endocytic recycling; intracellular protein transport
Cellular component (GO): cytoplasm
Molecular function (GO): GTP binding; GTPase activity
Source: RefSeq, a predicted model, not a curated record